AUGGAGCUCGCUGCGCGCAACAAUAUGCCCAAGAAACGCUCGAGUCUGUCCAAGUUGUCGAAGAAGCUGAUGCACGACUGGUUCGAGCACAACUUGCACCACCCGUAUCCGACUGAAGAGGAGAAGAAAGCGCUGGCGUUGGAGAAGGCAUCACGCUGGAGCAGGUGA
Phytophthora nicotianae INRA-310 is the source of this 168-nucleotide messenger RNA. RefSeq lists its product as hypothetical. The record is from RefSeq and is a predicted model, not a curated record. Gene Ontology annotation, biological process: regulation of DNA-templated transcription. NCBI's taxonomy places the organism in Eukaryota, Oomycota, Peronosporomycetes, Peronosporales, Peronosporaceae. The transcript has a single exon. Gene Ontology annotation, molecular function: DNA binding. Bases 1 to 168 code for a protein of 55 amino acids.